Molecule: messenger RNA, 4332 nt
Organism: Lentinula edodes (shiitake mushroom)
Lineage: Eukaryota; Fungi; Basidiomycota; Agaricomycetes; Agaricales; Omphalotaceae
Exons: 8
Coding region: 1-4332 (1443 amino acids)
Molecular function (GO): Hsp70 protein binding
Source: RefSeq, a predicted model, not a curated record
AUGGCAGUCAGUUGGCGUGAACGAGUAGAUACAGCGUCCGCUAUCAAAGGCAUCCUUGAUAGCUAUCCAAGCAACUCUAUUUUACGCGAAAUUCUGCAAAAUUCAGAUGAUGCUGGAGCAACCAAACAGAUAUUUGUUCUAGAUCAUCGCGAACAUGGAACCAAAAAUGUCGUCGAAGAUGUCCUCAAGCGUACUCAAGGUCCAGCUCUACUUGCAGUCAAUGAUAGUGUCUUUACCAAAAGUGACUGGGAAGCGGUCCGCACUAUUCAUGGUUCAAAUAAGUCGGCAGACGAGACUAAAACAGGAAAAUACGGAUUAGGAAUCCGAGCGUGCUAUCAUGUUACUGAUAACAUCCACAUCCUCUCUGGAAACCAACUCGUUAUCUUUGAUCCUCAUGAGGAGUUUCAAACUCACCCGGGUGGCCUUGCACUCUCAUUGAACAAGGCAGACCCUUAUCAGGACCAAAUCUCAGCUUUCUCUGGUGCUAUCCCAGAUAUCCCGCACAGUUUCUUGAAGGCCACUGUGGUCCGAUUGCCGCUUCGUACGACUGUCGAAGCUCAAAGGAGUAAAAUCAAGCCCUCGAUUGUAUCAACCUCCGAUAUCCAGGUGCUUUAUCAAAGUUUUAUUCAAAAUGAACUCUCCGUCGCGCUCUUGUUCCUGAAGAACAUCAUGUCCAUUGAGCUUCGAGAAAUUACACGCGAAGGACUAGACACCCUCGUCGCCAAGGUUGAAAUAUCCAACACAUAUAUUGCUUCCCUCAGGCAAUUCAUGCCCGGACACAACGACCAUUCCGAGAGCUACAAGCUUGACAUUUCAACUACUGUUGGCGGAAAUACCCCAUUCCUCCAGAACUGGCAUGUCGUCCACGGUGUUGUCUCUGAAACUUCUGUUAAGGCAAUGAUGACAACUCGUCUCGGUUAUGAUGUCGGGGAACGUCUACGAAAAGACAAGCUGUCAUCACACGUGGCGCUGGCACUUCCUUUGUCCCACAAAGUUCAAGGUCGACUUUUUACUCUCCUGCCUCUACCAAUUUCGACAGGUUUCCCGAUUCACGUUCACGGAAUAUUCGCUCUUACUCCUGACCGGCAGAGUCUUCGGAAUUCUGAAGAGCUAGGGAUUGGAACUGAAUCUCGCGAAAGACUUCUUGUGACUUGGAACCGUGUCUUUUUCGAAGAAUUGAUCCCCAAAGCUUGGGCCUCCUUACUGAUUUCUAAACUAGUUCAGAACAAUGAUGUAGAAAACAUUUGGGAUGCCUGGCCACCGAAACCAGAGGACAUUCUCAUCACGCCUGUGAAGUCUAUGCUUGACUUUGUUACUAAGGAAGCUCUUGCAAGCAGAGACAAAAUAUUUCCGGCUUAUAUUUCCGGGAAACGCAUUUUUAUUAGAUCCAGCGAUCCGGCGUUGAUAGCCUCAGUUUCCAAUGUUGGCCAGAAAGUGAGAGAGGCAGUUUCCAGGACUGGGAUUGCUGUCAUUGUGCCUCCACUUUACAUCUUCUCAGCGAUACGAUCAUAUGUUGGGUCUCAGGACCAUAUGUAUGAAUUCCACCUCUUUAACCCCCCAAAUCUUCACAGAUUCCUUCAAGAACCAAAUACUAUACUGGGAACGGACUCGGAUAAAGAUCGAAUUCUGGACUACCUUAUUGCGACAUCACCCGACUACAUUAUAGGCCUGCCUCUCAUUCCAACCGUCCAUGGAAACCGUAUUUCUUUGUCACAACCCACAGGGCAGUCAAAACGUUACAUUCUGGGUAGUGCUACUGAAGUGGAGCUGUUCCGUACAUGCGAGACGAGUAUGAUUGAUCUAUCCUCAUUGCCCGAAAACGCUCAGAGAUGGCUUGAGCAAUCGGACAUUGGGACAAAAUUGAAUGUUGCCCGGUUGGGACCAGAUAAUUUAAAGGUGUAUUUGAUGAAGCUCCUCGGAAUACACUCAGCCAAGGCUCGAAUUAUGCCUUCUUCCGUGCGACUUUCCCCCUCAUGGUUUCGUUUAUUUUGGGACUGGAUCGAUGGUCUACUUAAUGCAAUUGAUUUUUUGGAAACUGCAGCAUGCUUCCACCUACUCCUCCUGCUCGAUGGUUCUCUCUGCCCAGUCUCGGAAAAGGCAUUCAUAGUGUCUGAUGACCAGACAGAGCUUUUCAGAGUAUUGAAGGUUGCAGGCAUCCCUUUCCUGGAUCCACAUAUUGCAUCUACAAUGGCACUUUCCUGUCAUGGAUUCACGAUGUCUAUUGACAAUAUUCGAGAACUGAUAGGCUUCAUCGAUCCAAGUGACAUCCAGGGCCACAUAGAUUGUCUCAUCCUUCAAAGGCAUCUCAUUGGAUUAAUCCAACGCUCCACCCCUGUCUUGACUCCUGCUGAGCGAAUGGUUUUUCGUUCACUGCCGAUAUUUCCAAGACGUCUUCCUCAAAUUUCUGCACCUAUCACAGAACUAGAUUCCGUGACAGGUCAGCUGAAACUCGUCGCUGUCCCAGAUGACUUUCCACUCCCAAUUCUCCAGCAUGUGACCUUCAUCGACAUGUCGAAAGCUUCCAAUGUUCUUGGCCUGCUGAUUGAGCCAGAUGCUCCAAUUCUUAACGAAGUUGCCAUUAUGGCACUCUCUAUCCAGCAUCUUUCGGAGCAGCCAGAAGCAUUUCAAGAUCUCCUCGUGGCGAAAAUCAUCCCCCGUUUACUUGAGCUUACGCAAGAAACCCGAGAAGGACUUCGCCAUCAGCGGUUCGUCCCCGCCGUUGGUUCUUCAGGACGGGUGUCUCCAGCCGACAUAAUCGAUCCAAAUUCACUCCUCUCGGGGUUAUACCAAGACGAGCAGGGCCGAUUUCCAAUGCCGCCGUACUCUGAUCACAUACCCUUGUCAAUCAUGCGGACAGCGGGCUUAUAUUCUACAAAACUCUCAUCUGUGAUGCUAGAAGAGCGUAUCCAGUAUAUUUCAUCGGGAGGAUCAGAUCCUUCCCGCAUCGCAAAGGCGAAGAUCCUGCUUGGGUUAUUAUCUGACAGCGGCCAGUGGAAUCCUUCCUUCGUCAAGACUGUGGAGACUGAUGAUGAAACUGCCUGGAUACCAAACACCGUAAAUACGUUGGUUUCAAGACAGAGAUGUAGGGACGUGAAUUCAGGAGAGCACCACUUCCUCUUUGAUUUUGUCCUUGACAGUGUAGCUUGCAGAGUUUCUAAGGAUGUUCGAAGUGCUCUUGGCUGGGAAUCAGAGCUCUGCUUCGACAUUCUAUACCAACAAUUCCAAGCUACACUUGAACGCUCGAAUGUGACUGACCGUUAUGACCGAUUAACACAUCUCAUCAAAUAUAUUGCAAAACAACAUCUAGAUGGAACGUUUACAAUGGGCAACAUCUGUGCCUUACAAACUCUAGUUGAAGGUCGCCGCUGGAUUCCUCUUUCCGAUAACAGCCUAGGAUUGACUCAUCAUGCACUGCUAACCUCCAAUCUUAAAAUUGGGAACAUGUUCCAGUCCAUUCGGUCAACCAUACUUAGAUCUGAUAAUCGCAGUUGCAUCGACUUUUUGCGAGCCAUGGGCUGCACCGAACGACCAAUGAUGAAUGCACUCAUCGAAGAUAUCCCUAAUUCCGAAACUCUGGAUGAACUCGUAGCAAUCCUAUCAGAGCUAUCUUCACGCGAAGGCGAAAUAGAACAAUCUCUGCGUGAACGUAUAUUCGUUCCAGAUCACCAAAACGCUCUGAGAAAGCUAUCUGAAAUCUACUUCAAUGAUAUGAACUACACUAUUCCAACUGAUGACCUUUACCCUCUCCAUCCAGCGAUUUCGAAAACGAUUGCAUCAAAUUUAGGUGUUCCCUUUUUAUCCUCUUUGCAGCUCGACGAGCAGGAUGACCUGGACGUGGAUGAUGAAGACAUGUCCGAGUCAUUGAUCUUGCGCAUCAAGAAUGUGCUUGUUGCCUAUGAUAAGCGAUAUGCAUUCAAUGAAUUUCUUGCCAAUGCAGUGGAUGCUGAUGCUUCUCGCUUCAAGGUCCUCCUCGAUGCCAAGCGUUUCAAUGGUGAUCCUAUUGCUUUACCGAAUUCCAUGCUUUGCCCAGAGAUGGCAGCCUGCCAAGAGGGACCGGCACUGGUUCUUCAUAAUGAUGCAAAGUUCUCGGAAGCUGAUUUCAAAGGCAUCAAAUGUAUCGGAGAAGGUGGAAAGCAGGAUCGAAAUGGAACAAUUGGCAAAUUUGGUUUAGGUGCUCUGUCUUUCUAUCACUUCUCCGAGAUCGCCUUUAUCAUAUCCGGAGAGUUUAUCCUCAUUUUGGAUCCCUCGGCGGCACAUUUACCCAAAAAACAACGUCAAAUGCGGCGCUCCAUUCGUUCUAGAUUGACGCAAUUUCGAAAGCGGACGGUAUAA